AUGGCAUCGGCCAAUAUAGUUCAAUAUAUUGUCAUCAGGAGUGACCUGACAACAGUCCUUGGAUGGCCAACUGGUGCGUUACUGGCUCAAGCAUGCCAUGCAUGUUCUGCUGCCUUGCAUAUCUUUCGCAACGAACCAACAACCAUAUCUUAUAUGGAAAAUUUAGAUAAUAUGCAUAAAGUUGUUUUGGGGGUUAAGGAUGAAGACACUUUGUUACGCUUAGCCGAUAAAUUGAAAGCCAACAAUAUAGAUUAUAAGAUUUGGGUGGAACAACCAGAAAAUAUUUCCACUUGCAUCGCAACUAGGCCUUACGUCAAGAGUGAUGUUCAGAAGUAUUUCAAGAAGUUUAAAUUAUUUGCGUAA
Molecule: messenger RNA, 363 nt
Organism: Trichoplax adhaerens
Lineage: Eukaryota; Metazoa; Placozoa; Uniplacotomia; Trichoplacea; Trichoplacidae
Exons: 2
Coding region: 1-363 (120 amino acids)
Molecular function (GO): peptidyl-tRNA hydrolase activity
Source: RefSeq, a predicted model, not a curated record